AUGGAGACCUCGAUGUCGCCAUCCACCGAUUUGGUCAUGGCAACACCGGCCAGCAACGAUCUCCAGACAUGGCCCGAACCUGUGGAUACACCUGGCAUACUUCCACGUCAUCUAAUCAGAGACGCUUCUUCACGGGUUCCGUUGCUCGAGAUACUGCAUCGCUUGCUUUACCGUCUGCGGCCGAACACCCAUAGUGAUCUUGACAAAGUCUUGGCGGUGAUAGCGCUCUACAGCGCUGCCGUACCUGUUUACAAGUAUCUGAAAGAGUUUGCUAUAUGGGCUUUCACUGUUCAGAUCACUAUACCUGAGCACGAUCCUGCUGCCAAGGAUGUGCUUGCCUGGAUGAGCUCCGAGGUGAUCCAAAAUCGCCGGAGUAGGAGCGCUAUGAUUGUGACUGAAGGGUCGCAGCAGGAUGAGAUGAACCAUGGUCGUCGGCUUAUGAUAGGACCAUCAGGUCGGGUCGGCAACCGCAACAUGCAAGCAGUCGUGGACAACGAGGUAUCUUGCCUGCCUCCUAUCGGCACACGGAUUUUCUGGGUUGGCCUUCGUCCAUACCUGUUUGAUCGUGUAGGAGGCACAAAGGAGUCAAAAUUUUCUGGUCCCAAUGGAAGCAGCUCCCUCGACACCAGCGGUAGACUCCAGAACGCACUUGUCAUUACUACGCUGGGUUGGAAUCUAGAGCCCUUACGUAAUUUUGUGGUCAAAUGCCAUGCGUGGAAAAAGGCCAAUAUGACUGGUACAACGACAGUGUACUUCGCUGGAGGCAGCCAAUACGACUAUGGUGGUGGGCAGUGGCAGUCAGUAUCCAAGCCUGUCAGAAAACUUGAUACCAUCGACAUGGAGGACAGUGUCAAGUUGGACCUUGUUCGGGACGCCGAGUACUACUACAGCGAGCAAUCGAAACAAUUCUUCGCAGACUGUGGCAUUCCCUAUCGACGCGGGUAUCUUUUCCACGGUCCGCCUGGCACAGGGAAAACGUCCUUCAGCGCGGCUCUUGCAGGACAUCUUGGCUGCGAUAUCUACCACAUCAACCUAGCGGCUAACGAUAUUACCGACGGCAAGCUGCACAAUCUUUUCCUGGGUCUGCCGCAGAAGUGCGUAGUUGUUAUCGAAGACAUCGACUCGGCCGGAAUCGGUCGAGAAGUUACUCCGGAACUCAAGAGGGUGGCAGCGGAUGUAGAUCUUGCUGAACAGCUGAUGGGCGCGCAGUGGCGAGGAACAACUUCACAUCAUGCGCAGCACGGGCAGAAAGGCGGUAGCCUCAUUACCCUCAGCGGUCUACUCAACGCUAUCGACGGGAAUGCAUCUCAAGAAGGCCGGCUGCUCAUUCUGACCUCGAACAACCCCGAUGCCCUCGAUGCGGCGCUUACACGGCCAGGCCGCGUCGAUAAGAGGGUGUACUUUGGUAACAUGAGCAAGUCGGCUGGAAAGAGCAUCUUCAUGCGUCUGAUCGGCCGUUCAGCGCUUGCCCACGAUGCGGUCUUCUCGAUGGCAUACAUUGAGCAAUGCGCAGCAGAAUUCGCCGGGAAGGUGCCCGCACAUACUUUCACACCGGCGCAGGUCCAAAACUUCCUGCAAGGAUGCCGCGGCGACCCCAUCAAGGCACUCGCUGAGAUUGAUGCAUGGGUCGCGGACAACCGUCCCACCGCCGCUGGAACGUCAUCCAGUCCAGUAUCGAACGCGACGAUGGUGGAGGCUGAAGAGGGCGAAGUCGAGACCUUGUAG
Molecule: messenger RNA, 1725 nt
Organism: Ascochyta rabiei
Lineage: Eukaryota; Fungi; Ascomycota; Dothideomycetes; Pleosporales; Didymellaceae
Exons: 4
Coding region: 1-1725 (574 amino acids)
Biological process (GO): mitochondrial respiratory chain complex III assembly; protein insertion into mitochondrial inner membrane from matrix
Cellular component (GO): mitochondrial inner membrane
Molecular function (GO): ATP binding; ATP hydrolysis activity
Source: RefSeq, a predicted model, not a curated record